Molecule: messenger RNA, 3915 nt
Organism: Arvicola amphibius (Eurasian water vole)
Lineage: Eukaryota; Metazoa; Chordata; Mammalia; Rodentia; Cricetidae
Gene: Rbm41
Product: RNA binding motif protein 41
Exons: 7
Coding region: 37-1278 (413 amino acids)
Biological process (GO): mRNA splicing, via spliceosome
Cellular component (GO): U12-type spliceosomal complex
Molecular function (GO): U12 snRNA binding; pre-mRNA intronic binding
Source: RefSeq, a predicted model, not a curated record
UGUUUGCCCAAGUUAGUGUUAGGGGCCUCCGGAAACAUGAAGAGGAUAAAUACCUGUGUGAAGAAUGAAGAGCAUGCCCUGGAGGAGUUGGAAACAGAAGGUGAGAGGCAGCUGAAGAGCCUCCUUCAACAUCAACUUGAUACCUCUGUCUCCAUUGAGGAAUGUGUCUCUAAGAAAGAGAGCUUUGCCCCAGGUACCAUGUACAAGCCCUUUGGGAAGGAAGUAGCUGGGACAAUGACUUUAUCCCAGUUCCAGACACUACAUGAAAAAGACCAGGAAACUGCUUCUCUCAGGGAACUAGGGCUCAAUGAAACAGAAAUACUGAUAUGGAAAAGCCAUGUUUCAGGUGAAAAGAGGACAAAGCUGAGGGCAACCCCUGAAGCAAUACAGAAACGGCUUCAAGAUAUUGAAGAAAGGAUCUCAGAGCGCCAGCGCAUCCUUUGCCUGCCACAGAGGUUUUCAAAGAGCAAACAACUGACCAGGCGAGAAAUGGAAAUUGAAAAGUCUUUAUUUCAGGGAACUGAUCGUCACUCCUUCCUUAAGGCUCUUUAUUACCAAGAUGAACCCCCAAAGAAGAACAAAGGUGAUCCCAUGAACAACCUGGAAAGUUUUUACCACGAGACUAUAAGGAAAAAGCGUCUUGAAGAGUUCCAACUUAUGAGAGGUGAACCCUUUGCUUCCCACUCACUGGUCUCAGCUACGUCAGUGGGUGAUAGUGGCACAGCUGAGAACCCAUCACUCCUCCAGGACAAGGGAAAGCAGGCAGCACAGGGUAAAGGCCCCAGUCUCCAUGUGGCAAAAGUUAUUGAUUUUCUACCUGAGCAGUGUUGGAUUGGGCCUAAGAAGCUGACGCAACCAAUAGAAUUUAUCCCUGAAGAUGAGAUCCAGAGAAACCGUUUAUCAGAGGAGGAGAUCCGAAACAUCCCUAUGUUUUCUUCAUAUAACCCAGGGGAACCAAACAAGGUGCUAUACCUGAAGAACCUUAGUCCUCGGGUGAAAGAAAGGGACCUUAUCUCAUUAUUCGCUCGCUUCCAGGAGAAAAAAGGACCACCCAUUCAGUUCCAAAUAAUGACUGGACGCAUGAGAGGGCAGGCUUUCAUCACCUUUCCCAAUAAAGACAUAGCAUGGCAAGCAUUGCAUCAAAUAAAUGGAUAUAAACUUCAUGGGAAAAUAUUGGUGAUAGAAUUUGGAAAGAACAAACAGCAACAGCCAGCUGUCCAGGGUGCUUCCCUUAUAACAUCUGCUACAGAUAGCAGUGCAGAAAUCAGUGGUAGCUAGAAUACAUAUCGACAUACAUACAUACACAUUUGGAUAUAUGUAUGUGUAUAAACACACACUCAUAUCUUUUAUCAUUAAAAUAUAGGAUAUGUACAUACAUAGAAAUUUGUUUUCAAAAUGAAGAGAAAUAUUAGAAAGACAGUAAUUAGGACCGCUGCUUUCCGCAUUUAAAGAGAAUUAUUAGAAAUAUUUUCCAUAAUUAAAUACUAUAUAAUCUAGAAAAUGACAAUAUAAAAUUGGCGCUAUCCUGAGUAUUAAAGAUAAUAAUCAUGCACUAUAUAGGGCAGAAAGUACCCUGAGCAUUAAGAUCAUAUGAAAACCUUUAAUUCUCAGGGUAAGUUACAUCAUUGUUCCUGAAGAUUCUUUAAUAUUUUUGCAGUCUUCAAUAUUUAGUCGUAGAGAUAAUACUUUUUCUGAGACUGUUUCCUAUAUACAAAGAUUUGAAACUAAUUCAGUGUUAAAAUAUUUAUUUACUAGAACUCAUUUUGUGUUUUGUCAGAACUUUGAACAAUUAUAGUAGGUAGAUUCAUGAGUUGAUCAACAUAUUUAAUGCUUGCUUACACUAAGUUUUCACAGUCCUCGAAAAGAUAUAUAUACAUACAUAUAUAUAUAUAUAUAUAUAUAUAUAUAUAUACACACACACACAUAUAUAUGUAUGUAUAUAUAUGAAGCCAGUAUUAUAUAUAGAUAUAUAAUACUGGCUUCUUUUAAGCCAAAAUAUUGGUAAUCUCAUGAUACUAUUGAAUUCAAAACAAUAGGCAUUAAACAUGGAGUAACUGCCUAAUACAUAUUAAACAUUAGGUAUAUGAACUUUCAAGAGGGAACAAACUAGCAAAGAAUACUAAAGGGACAGGAAAGAAAGUUUUAUACAUUAGAAGAAAUGCAUCUUGACUCAAACACCUAGGGAUUUGUUUAUAGUUGUUGAAGAAUAGAAACACAGUAUGGUAUAGACUAGGUAGUACCAGCUUUGGAGUCAGACCUGUGAUCCUCAUAGUCACACAUGUUUACCAACUUAACUUGAAAAGCCACUUAAUCUGAGCCUCAUUGAUCUCAUCUAUACAGUAGAGUAAUAUUGCUCCUUACCUCAGUGAGUAAGGGUUAAAUGAGAUUAUACCAUCCAAGGGGAAAAAGUGAAGGAAAUGUAGGAAACUCCAUUAAGCACAUCAAACAAUAUAUAAUAAGAAUUCCAUUUAAAAAGGGAGAAAGGUGCAUAAAUACCGCAAGACAGCCAGGUGGUGGUGCCACAAGCCUUUAAUCCCAGCACUUGGGAGGCAGAGGUAGGUGGAUCUCUGUGAGUUCAAGGCCAGCCUGGUCUACAAAGUGAGUUGCAGGACAGCCAAGACUGUUAUACAUAAAAACCCUGUCUCAAAAAAAAUACUGCAAGAGGACCAUGGCUUAGUGAGUAAAGACACUCACCACCAAGCAUGAAGACCUGAGUUCAAACCCUAGGACCUACAUGAGAGAAGGAGAAAAACAAUUCCAGUAAGUUAUCUCUGAUUUCUGGAAAUACGCUAUGGCAAGUGUGCUCCCACAUACAUAUAUACAAAAUUACACAUAAAUAUUUUAAAAAUCUUCAGAAAUAGCUGCUACAAAUAUUUCAAAUUGAGUGACAAAGAUAGAUCUAACCAUUGCAAAAGCCAUUCAGUUACAUUAUAAUAAAAUACUGAAAAUUCAAGAGACAGAGAAAAUCGUGAAAAUAACCGAAGAAAACUGAAAUAUUAUUUGUCAUGGGUCUCUAGAUUACCAACUAACUUCUUAUCAGAAAUGUGUAUUUCUGAUAAAUGGCACAUUCUUGUAUUUACAGCUAUUCAGGAGGCCGAGGUGGGGGGGAUCAGUUGAGCCCUGAUUCAAAACCAGCCUGUGUAAAGAAGUGAAAUCCUGUUUCAAAAACGAAAACCAAGAAAAAGUGACAUAGUUAAGAUCUCAGAAACAGUGGAGGUGGCCGUGCAAGGUAAAAUACCUCCCCCAUAAUUUUUAAAAGCUGGAGAAUUUGUUGCCAGAAGAUCACACAAGACAUGCAAGAGGACCAUUGUCAAGCUGAAAAGCAAGUGACCUUAGAGAAAAAUUUAAAUCUCUCCAUAAAACAGACAGACGCGAUUGUGUGACUAUAAAAGAUAACCUUGACUACUUUUUCCUUUAUCCGUUAACUAAUUUAGUUACUUAUUUUUGGUUUUUGGAGACAGCAUUUCUCUGUGUAGUUCUGAUUGUCCUGGAACUUGCUGUGUAGACCAGACUGGGUUCAAACUCAGAGGUCCACCUGCCUCUGCCUCCCAUGUGCUAAGAUUUUGUUAACUAAUGUUUAAAAGUUGUAUUAAGUUGUAUAUAGUUGCAUUGUAUCUCCUAUAACAAAAAAGUCAAUGUAUUUGCCAGUAACAGACGAAGAUCAGAAAUAAUGCUUAUUUUACUAAAAAAUAGCAGAAAUCCAUAGGAACAACUAAAACAAAGGAGUAAAAUUAUGGCUAAUUUUCUAAAACGGUAAACAAUUCAACAUCUUGAAAACUACCAUCAUUGUUUUAAGUGAUAACUUUAAUGUAUUGCUAAGCCUGUAACAUAUAGAAAUGUAGUGUAGAGCUGCGGGCAGGCCUGCUUUUCAUCCCGCCCAGCUCCCGCAUGGUUAGCUUUACACCCAAAAUAAUU